UCCUUUCUUUCUUUAUUUAUCCAAACUCUUUGUUACAGAGUGAGUGAGUGAGUGAGGAGAGAGUGAAGCAGAGUAACGGAGAGGGGCACCGACUCUCGAAUCGGGUUUAAGGCAGGUCCAUUCGUGGCCUCCUUUCUCUCUCUAAUGUCCCUCUAAGAUUUAGAGAGAGAGAGAGUUGUUGAGAGAGAGAUGGCAGCAUCUGUAGCUGGCUUAGAUCGAAUGGCUCGACUCACGUGCUUCUUCGUCUCUGUGUUUUGCUUUUUCUCUUCCCAUGUAGCUGCAGACGACGGCCUUAUCAGUAAUGGUGAUUUUGAGACUCCUCCACCAAAUGGAUUCCCAAGUGGGGGCCUUGGAGAACCAGAGACCUCUGAAAUUCCAGGUUGGCAGAGCAAUGGCACCAUUGAACUAGUGAGCUCAGGCCAAAAACAGGGCGGAAUGAUACUUAUAGUUCCACAAGGUUCUCACGCCGCAAGGCUUGGUAACGAUGCAGAGAUAAAUCAGGACAUUAAGCUCGAGAAGGGCUCGACUUACUCCGUUACUUUCAGUGCAGCAAGGACUUGUGCCCAGUUAGAGUCGAUCAACAUUUCAGUGCCCCCUGCUACUCAGAGUGUUGAUCUUCAAACACUUUACAGUGUUCAGGGAUGGGAUUCCUAUGCUUGGGCUUUUGUGGCUCAGUCUGAAGACUCUAAGCUGGUGUUCAGGAACCCUGGCAUGGAGGAUGACCCCACUUGUGGACCCAUCAUUGAUGACAUUGCCAUUAAGAAGCUUUUCACUCCUGAUAAGCCCAAAGACAAUGUGGUUGUGAAUGGCGAUUUUGAGGAGGGCCCCUGGAUGUUCCGUAACGAGUCCCUAGGUGUGCUUCUUCCGACCAACCUCGAUGAGGAGAGCUCCCCACUCCCCGGUUGGAUCAUCGAAUCAAAUCGCGCUGUUCGAUACAUAGACUCCACCCACUUUGCAGUCCCUCAAGGCAAACGAGCCAUUGAACUCCUCUCAGGCAAAGAAGGCAUCAUCUCUCAAAUGGUUGAGACAACCCCUGAAAGGUCAUACAUGCUCGCCUUCUCAAUGGGCCAAGCCAACGAUUCAUGCCUGAAGCCCCUUGCAGUCAUGGCUUUCGCUGCAGACCAAGCUCGAGGUAUACAUUACACGCCUACCGGAAACAUGACACACAUGGAUGCUAACUUGACCUUCACUGCAAAGGCUGAGCGUACGCGUGUUGCUUUCUAUAGUGUGUAUUAUAACACGAGGUCGGAUGACCUUAGCUCACUAUGUGGGCCUGUAGUGGACGAUGUGCGCGUGUGGUCGACCUCUGGUGCGGGCUACAGGUUGGCAGGUGCAUCUGCUGUUAUGUGGAUGAUUUGGGUUGUUUUGAUGGGGUUGUAGGGUGUGGAGGUAAAAGGUGGGAAGUUGUUUCCUUGACCUGCUGCUUCGUCAGAGGCAAGCCUGUGUGGUAUGGAGGUUUUGUCUGCAAGGUAAGUUUUUUCCCUUGUUUGUUUACUAGUUUUGUACCAAAGAGGUCCCCCUUAUGCAUAUGAAGGUAGGUGUACGGAAGGUUCACUCUUAUUAAGGAAAAAAUUGCAAGUUCCAGUCCA
Amborella trichopoda is the source of this 1589-nucleotide messenger RNA. RefSeq names its product choice-of-anchor C domain protein, putative (Protein of unknown function, DUF642). Gene Ontology annotation, cellular component: plasma membrane. Lineage: Eukaryota; Viridiplantae; Streptophyta; Magnoliopsida; Amborellales; Amborellaceae. The record is from RefSeq and is a predicted model, not a curated record.